Molecule: messenger RNA, 3189 nt
Organism: Pecten maximus
Lineage: Eukaryota; Metazoa; Mollusca; Bivalvia; Pectinida; Pectinidae
Exons: 2
Coding region: 20-817 (265 amino acids)
Molecular function (GO): protein binding
Source: RefSeq, a predicted model, not a curated record
UUUUAAAACUUUAAAAGCUAUGGAUCGAAUCAAAAUAUCACUGCAAGAACCUUUGCGCGGCGGCAGUGCUGAAAGCAUUAGAAUAUCAAAGCGUGGUGGCAAUCAUUUUUGUGUUUGCGUUGCUAUUGCCGUAUCGAUAGCCAUCCUGGUACUUGAAAUUUGGUGUCUUGUGCAGAUUCUUUUCUCUAUCAAACAUCUCAAACAGAACGGAGAGUCAGUAAACGAAUCUCACUAUAAUAGCUACUCAUCGACAAGUUCCGACAUCGUCCAAGUGCCUUGUAACCGAUCAGCACCAUGUAACCUACUGUCUGGGCCGAGGAACACUGCUGAAUUGUUGAAACUGAUGCUUGGAGUACGUCGUCAGACACAAGUGAGAAAGAAGAAGAGCCGGAAUCAUCUGAAACAAACAUUAAACGUCCACUUUACCCUCAAUCAAAGUCAUAAUCAAUCUCUUAUUUGGACUCAUUCCUUACAUGGUAGGGAAUACGAGAGUGACGGAACUGUCACAAUAACAGAGAACGCUACAUAUGGAUUGUAUAACACAUUUACGUUACAAUCUCCCCGGCAUGGUGGUGAUGAAGUGGUAGAGAUUCAGCAUCAAAUCAACCUUGAACGCCCCUCAGAACAUUAUUCACCUGAUGCGCUUCUGAAGGAGACUAUCAAAUUGAGUCCCUCUCCUCAAUCUUACGUGGAACAUGGGUUCUUUGAGUUCGUGUAUUUGCACGAAGGCGAUCGAAUUUACCCUGUUUUAUCAAACACAUCAUAUAUCUAUAACGCGAGACACUCAAGCUCCUGGGGACUGUUUCAGAUCACUUAGAUAAUGUGGUUGGUUUGACAGUUUCCCUCCGAGGAUGACAGGCAUCAGAGUUUGAUUCGACAGUUUCUUUCCAGAAGAUAACAGACAUCAGUGUUAGGUUCGACAGUUUCUUUCCAGAAGAUGACAGACAUCAGUGUUAGGUUCGACAGUUUCUCUCCAGAAGAUGACAGCAUCAGUGUUUGGUUCGACAGUUUCUCUCCAGAAGAUGACAUGCACUGGUGUUUGGUUCGACAGUUUCCCCUCCGCGGAUGACAGGCAUCAGUGUUUGGUUCGACAGUUUCCCCUCCAAGGAUGACAGAAUCAGUGUUUGGUUCGACAGUUUCCCCUCCAAGGAUGACAGACAUCAGUGUUUGGGUCGACAGUUUCCCCUCGAAGGAUGACAGAAUCAGUGUUUGGUUCGACAGUUUCCCCUCCAGAAGAUAACAGGCAUCAGUGUUUGGUUCGACAGUUUCCCCUCCAAGGAUGACAGACAUCAGUGUUUGGUUCGACAGUUUCCCCUCCAAGGAUGACAGGCAUCAGUGUUUGGUUCGACAGUUUCCCCUCCAAGGAUGACAGGCAUCAGUGUUUGGUUCGACAGUUUCCCCUCCAGAAGAUGACAGACAUCAGUGUUUGGUUCGACAGUUUCCCCUCCAAGGAUGACAGAAUCAGUCUUUGGUUCGACAGUUUCCCCUUCGAGGAUGACAGGCAUCAGUGUUUGGUUCGACAGUUUCCCCUCCGAGGAUGACAGGCAUCAGUGUUUGGUUCGACAGUUUCCCCUCCAAGGAUGACAGGCAUCAGUGUUUGGUUCGACAGUUUCCUCUCCGAGGAUGACAGGCUUCAGUGUUUGGUUCGACAGUUUCCCCUCCAAGGAUGACAGACAUCAGUGUUUGGUUCGACAGUUUCCCCCCCAAGGAUGACAGAAUCAGUGUUUGGUUCGACAGUUUCCCCUCCAAGGAUGACAGAAUCAGUGUUUGGUUCGACAGUUUCCCCUCCAUGGAUGACAGGCUUCAGUGUUUGGUUCGACAGUUUCCCCUCCAAGGAUGACAGAAUCAGUGUUUGGUUCGACAGUUUCCCCUCCAAGGAUGACAGGCAUCAGUGUUUGUUUCGACAGUUUCCCCUCCAAGGAUGACAGAAUCAGUGUUUGGUUCGACAGUUUCCCCUCCAAGGAUGACAGAAUCAGUGUUUGGUUCGACAGUUUCCCCUCCAAGGAUGACAGACAUCAGUGUUUGGUUCGACAGUUUCCCCUCCAAGGAUGACAGACAUCAGUGUUUGGUUCGACAGUUUCCCCUCCAAGGAUGACAGACAUCAGUGUUUGGUUCGACAGUUUCACCUCCAGAAGAUAACAGGCAUCAGUGUUAGGUUCGACAGUUUCCCCUCCAAGGAUGACAGGCUUCAGUGUUUGGGUCGACAGUUUCCCCUCGAAGGAUGACAGAAUAAGUGUUUGGUUCGACAGUUUCCCCUCCAGAAGAUGACAGAAUCAGUGUUUGGUUCGACAGUUUUCCCUCCAAGGAUGACAGACAUCAGUGUUUGGUUCGACAAUUUCCCCUCCAAGGAUGACAGAAUCAGUGUUUGGUUCGACAGUUUCCCCUUCGAGGAUGACAGGCAUCAGUGUUUGGUUCGACAGUUUCCCCUCCGAGGAUGACAGACAUCAGUGUUUGGUUCAACAGUUUCCCCUCCAAGGAUGACAGACAUCAGUGUUUGGUUCGACAGUUUCCUCUCCAGAAGAUGACAGACAUCAGUGUUUGGUUCGACAGUUUCCCUCCAGAAGAUAACAGGCAUCAGUGUUUGGUUCGACAGUUUCCCCUCCAAGGAUGACAGGCUUCAGUGUUUGGUUCGAAAGUUUCCCCCUCCAAGGAUGACAGAAUCGGUGUUUGGUUCGACAGUUUCCUCUCCAGAAGAUGACAGGCUUCAGUGUUAGGUUCGACAGUUUCUAGCCAGAAGAUGACAGGCAUCAGUGUUAGGUUCGACAGUUUCUCGCCAUAAGAUGACAGGCUUCAGUGUUUGGUUCGACAGUUUCCCCUCCAGAAGAUGACAGGCAUCAGUGUUAGGUUCGACAGUUUCUCUCCAGAAGAUGACAGGCAUUGGUAUUUGAUUCGACAGUUUCCCCUCCGAGGAUGACAGGCAUCAGUGUUCGAUUCGACAGUUUCCCUCAAGAAGAUGACGAUCAUCAGUAUUUGGUUCGACAAUAUAUUCUUCUCCCCUGAAGAUGGCAGUGCUUUUAGUUGGAAGUUCUCUUAUUUUUUUGGAUGUAAAUUAUAUUGAUGCAAUGACUUGUUAUAUUUGCUUUCCUUAUGGUUUUGUUUCUCCUUUGUUUCUCUGAUGUUUUUCAGGGCGAGAGUUUGUAUAUGUAAAACACUUUAUAGAUGAUUGAAUAAAUUGUUUUGAAAAUGAAA